Aethalodelphis obliquidens (Pacific white-sided dolphin) is the source of this 1160-nucleotide messenger RNA. It is a transcript of the gene TIMM22, whose product is annotated as translocase of inner mitochondrial membrane 22. NCBI's taxonomy places the organism in Eukaryota, Metazoa, Chordata, Mammalia, Artiodactyla, Delphinidae. The transcript is spliced from 4 exons. The record is from RefSeq and is a predicted model, not a curated record. Gene Ontology annotation, molecular function: transmembrane protein transporter activity. Gene Ontology annotation, biological process: protein insertion into mitochondrial inner membrane. Bases 26 to 610 code for a protein of 194 amino acids. Gene Ontology annotation, cellular component: TIM22 mitochondrial import inner membrane insertion complex.
CCAGGUUUCUUGGGCAGCCACAGUCAUGGGGGAGACGGCCCGCAGUGCCGCGGGAUCCGCGCCUGGGGCGGCGGCUUCCGCCGAAGCCCCGCUGCAGUACAGCCUUCUUCUGCAGUACCUGGUGGGUGACAAGCGUCAGCCCCGGCUCCUGGAGCCUGGGAGCCUGGGCGGGAUCCCGAGUCCGGCCAAGAGUGAGGAGCAGAAGAUGGUCGAGAGGGCGAUGGAAAGCUGCGCCUUCAAGGCGGCGCUGGCCUGCUUGGGAGGAUUUGUCUUGGGAGGUGCAUUUGGGGUGUUCACUGCUGGCAUUGAUACCAAUGUGGGCUUUGACCCUAAGGAUCCUUACCGCACACCUACAGCAAAAGAAGUUCUUAAAGACAUGGGGCAGAGAGGAAUGUCCUACGCCAAAAAUUUUGCCAUCGUGGGCGCCAUGUUUUCUUGCACUGAGUGUUUGGUAGAAUCUUACCGGGGAAAAUCAGAUUGGAAGAACAGUGUCAUCAGUGGCUGCAUCACUGGAGGAGCCAUUGGUUUCAGAGCUGGCGUAAAGGCUGGGGUCAUUGGUUGUGGAGGUUUUGCUGCCUUCUCUGCUGCGAUCGAUUAUUACCUACGGUGAGAGCAGUUGCCUCCAGGGAAGGAUGAUGCCAGCCCAGGAUCAGAGCUGUUCUGUGUAGGGCAGUGUCUGCACCAUGCCGGGGCACUUGCUUCAGAGACUGAAGACAUUUGUUUUCCCUCACAUAGUUGGUGUCGUGAGGGAGCUGCCUGGCUGCAAUCUGCCACCUCUGAGCGGCCACGCUCUCUGCUCCUGGACUCCAGCCAGGCUGUCGGGGGCUGUGCCACGCCAGCCGCUCUCUUGCGGGCAGAUCAGGAGUCAGCGUGUUGACCUGUAGGAGUUGAGUCCCGCAGACGUUCAGUCCUGACCACAGUUGGCCCUCUGGUGGUUUGGUGCCGUGGGAAUGGAGGGGACUUCACAUAUACCCGGGAAGCUGCUCUACCUUGGACCUCCAUGCCGUCAUCCAUCUCACACACUGGGGCAGGGCAAAGUGAAUUUAUGCCAUCCGACCAAUGAUGUCAUUUUGUUUAGUGUUCUGCCUUGUUAAAAAACAUAUAUAUAUAUAUAUAUAUAUAUAUAUAUAUAUGUAUUUAUAUUACAGUUUAAAAGGUUG